Molecule: messenger RNA, 10440 nt
Organism: Pocillopora meandrina
Lineage: Eukaryota; Metazoa; Cnidaria; Anthozoa; Scleractinia; Pocilloporidae
Source: the annotation of a GenBank genome assembly
AUGACUACAGCUCCAGAGUACAACAAAACCAGUUUGGUUAGUUUCCCCAUCUACGCAAUCCUGAACUGGCCGAUGGCUACGACUGCUGGAUUUGCUGCUUUCCUCAACGACAAAAUCAACAGGUUGUUCAAAAGUAUUCUCAACUAUUGGGGAAAGUUUCUUUCCAGUUCUGCUUCUUGUUACGUAUUGAAUGAUGAUCCUCGUCAUGGCUGGUUUGGUGAAGACGCAAUGCAAGCAAGGCCAAACUUCGACCUAGAGUUCAAAUGCAAGCCCAGAAAAAAACAUCAUGGUUUUACAUCAUGAGAUGAUUUCUUCACCAGAGAGUUUCGUAAUGGUAUUCGUCCAGUAGAAUCUCCAGGCGAAGAUUCCGUUGUUGCGAAUGCCUGUGAGUCGGUGCCAUAUCAGAUCUCUACAGCCGUGAAAAACAGGGACUUCUUCUGGAUAAAGCACCAACGGUACUCAUUGGACUUCAUCCUAAACAUUAGUGACCUUGCCAAGCAAUUUUAUGGUGGAACCUUCUACCAAGGGUACCUAAGUGCCACCAGUUACCACCGAUGGCACAGUCCUGUGUCGGGCACUAUUUACAAGACAGAACUCGUGGAUGGUUCUUAUUUUUCUGCAACCCACCACAUUCAGGAUAACCCCGCACCGCCCAACAUAUGCAUAUCACAAGGAUACCUAGCCCAAGUAGCUGCCAGGGGUAUUAUCUACGUUCAAGCUGAUAAUCCCGAUAUUGGCUUGAUGUGCUUCGUGUCAAUCGGUAUGGCAGAUGUGUCCUCCAACGAAAUCACCGUUAAAGAAAAGGAUAAAGUGAAGAAAGGUGACCAGCUCGGCAUGUUUCACUAUGGUGGGUCCACCCAUCUUCUGAUAUUUCGCCCCGAAGUUAAAAUUGAGUUCGAUACGAGAAGUCAAACGCCAGGUCUGCAUACCGAUAAUAUUCUGGUGAAAUCGAAAAUUGCGACCGUACAUCCACAAUCUAAGCAAGGAUUUUGGCAAAAACAUCUUGAUUUUGUCAGUGUUCGGUGUGAACAUGAUAAUUUUCUUUCUUUCCUCCUAGGAGAUGUCUCUUGACAAUUAGGAAAUUGAAUUUUUUUUUUAUUUUCACUUCGUCAAUUGUUACUAAAGUGUAUGGCAAGAACUAAAUUUAGAAAUGUCCUUGCUUCGUGUCUGUGAAUUGUUUAGGCCUGUUAUAAUAUUUUGGAACCCUUAUGCGAGUCUCGUGAGCCUUGGUUUGUUAUGUGCUGCAAGACCACACAUUUAUUUUACCUUUUGAGUAUUUGGUCCUCGACCGUUGUAAUAGGCCUGUUGUACGAUAAUUGUCAUCGCUGGCCGUGUUUUCGCUAGUCCUUGCUUAGACUCCUCAUGGGGAAAUUUUGCUCGAGGUUUUAACCAUCGAAGUUUGGAAGUUUUUCGAGCAAAUCUUUUUGUGCCACAAGCAUGUCUAAUAAUUGAUGGUGUAUUUUCAAACCGAAGCCUUUAAUAAUUUAUUCUAGCAUUUGUGAUGGGAGUUCUUAGAAUAACUACUAACCAAAAGUUUCUUAACUCACAUUUGGGGUGAAAGAUAUUCCCAUGAUUUACCGAAAGUGCGAUAAUAGUAAACUUAAUCCUCGAUGUGCACAUUGCCAUUUCGUUGAUUUCCGAUAUGUAGAAAUAAAGUACUGCAAGAGUAUCAAGGGCUUAAAUGUUUUGCUUUCAAUUGUUCUUGUUAAAAACAUCACAUUCCACACAAGACCUGGUGCAUUUUUAGUAACACAAUUGUCAAUGUGUCAACCGAAGUAGUUGCUUAGUCACCACCGAAAAAAAAAAUUGAUCAGCUAACGGAAGAUCUCAAGCUACUGAAGGGAAGGAAAUAUCGUGCGGAAAGACAGACAGACAGACACGCGAAAUAAAGACAGAUGGACUGAUGGAGAGGCGAAAGGAUAGACUGGCUUAAGGACGGCAGAACGGACGGAUGGAUGGAGGGAUGAAGCCGUGGAUGGGUGGAUUAACAUAAAGACGAUUGAAUAAAUGGGCGGACAAAAAAGAUAAAUGGACUUUUGCGCAGGUAAACGAACCACUAAGAUAUAGUAUUACGAUUGAGUACUUAGCUGGCUGUAGCUUGGUCGCAAAAUUCUUCAACUGAAAAUCUAAAACCCUUGAACUCCAAGAUCUUAUUAGUUAUUCUCCUUACUUUCUGCUACACAAUUUUUAUGAUGCCUAUUUGGAGAAUUUUGUAAUGGCACAACUAAAUAUCCCCUAAUUGAUAUUUUUGUUUAUUCUCAUCACUUCUAGGCUUGAUAUUGUCUUGAUAUUUAGCCUAGCUGGUGGUCUGCGGUUUUGGGGGCAGAGAGAAAAACCGCAGACCACCGGCAACGUAAGCUACUUGAUAUUGAGAGGUGAAGGGUUAAAAAAAUGUCCUUUGCCAGUCAUCGCCAGUAGGGGUGUGAGUGUGGUUAAAAAGUGGUAUUUUAUCAUGUCGUUGGUCACAAAAUCAGCGAUGACCGCAACGUUGACUCCGAAUGGAAGCUAACACUUUCAAGAGUAGUUACGUUUUUUCUUUUUUUGCGGGGGUAUUUUAAAUUGACAUCCCUUGCGUGUAAUUGAUGAUUUAUGUCCUCGUCAUCGGGACUGAUGUUUAGUCAACUUCAACUUGGGAUCUGGCAAGUUUAUUUGCGUAAUCACAGACGAAAUGUCAAUACAUAUAUGAAGCUUUAAGAGCGCUCAGUCGAGCUUAGAUUUAGUUCAAAACAGUCUAUUCCACUUAGCUUUCCGUUUAAUCAGAGGAAAAAGAACUCUGAGUGCUGUUAAUACGAGUCGAACCAAUUAGUACUUCGGACACUCUCAGUACCGCUGAGCUAUAAGUGGCAGGCUAAGCCGUUCUCCAAGUCUGCCUAUGUCAUUCACUAAAUAACAUCAUCUUUCACUUAAAAGUCACUUGGACAAAAAUCUAUCAUCUUUAUUCGCUGAACUUCUUCCUUUAGCUUUGGUACUCAGGGAUUGAUUGUUUGAUUGAAAGCAUUAACCCUUUAACUCACGUAAGUGACCAAGACAGAAUUUCUCCUCACAAGAGCAAUACAAUAUCAAUCAGAUAGGUGAUGAGAACAAAUGAAAAAUAUAAGUUUGAGGAUUUUCCAUUUGAUCCAGUACCAAAUUCUCAGAACUAGCAUCAUAUAUAAGAAUUAUAUGGCAGACAGUAAGGAGAUUACUGGGCAUUAAAGGGUUAAGUAGGUCGCUAUUCACUUGUUUGUUGGAUUCUUGUGAAGGUGUUUGGGUUAUUGUUCUGUCACUAAUAUUUAAUCUUCUAAGUUUGGUUGUCCAACAUGUUCACUCCUGUCCACCGGAGGUGAAGAUAUAAGAGUGUUCUUUAGAGUUUUAGUCAGUGAGAAUCAAAGACUGAGCGAGUUCGAGUGAUAAGAAUAAAGGGGGUAAGUUUUAAAGAAAGUAUAUUGCUGAGCCGCUACAUGGGGGUACCACAAGAUAAUUAAUUUUAGAUUUGUCAAUACUGCACGUUAGUUACCCUUAAGCUGACGUUUUUAACGUGAGCUCUUGAGCGAAUAUAGGAAUAAUAAGUUGUGUGUGGUUUACAUGCAGAAAGAGUCAGAUGACCAGAGUCACCCAGAAUAAGUUUUAGUGUCAAUCAGAGUCGAUCGCUCAAUCACAAUCCGAGCAGCUAAAGGUCUUAAAGAGAAGAGUGCAGUGAAGUUAAUGGAAGUGGAAUUGUAACAGAGAACAGUGACUAGAGAAGACUGAAAAGACAGGCCGAGAGUCCCUGGUGCAUUGUUCUUUGGCAAAGUGUGGUACUGCAGCUAGUUUCCCCGUCAUUACUGGGAUACUUGUGAUAGCCCAGUCAUAAAAUGCCUUUGUUUUUUUGUCGUCUUUUUUUUUUUCCUCCGCCACAAAAUGGAAAAAUUGCGCAAUGGUACCCAGUGCUCAUUGGGCCCUCAACACCAUGACAACUAACUGUGAUCCAAUGAGGUGUUCACAUGCUGACACGCGUGUUAUCUUGAUGAUGAUUGACGUUGUCAUGCACGGACAGGGCUGGGUCACAUGACUAGUACGAGAUUCUUGCUUAUUAAACUCUUUUGUCAAUCGAUUUGUAUUUCAACCUGUUUGGAUUACGAUCACCUGGGACAUUAUUGCGCAAACGCCCAAAAUACCUACAGACGCAUACACAAGUCGUAUUGUUCGCGGCCAGUCCACACUAAAAGAUGUUAUUGAGCGGUAAUUUUAGAACGGAUUGGGUCGCGAACGCUUGAAAGCCAUGAAAGCCUUGGAUGCCUUCUAUGCCUUGUAUGCCAAUGUCUUAGUUGAAAAACGUACACUUGUUGUAAAAAGCAACAUCUGAAAUCUGAAACCCAACUGCAUAUACUCUAUGCAACCUAUUGAACAACACUACUACCGUGAGACUGAAGAACAAAACUCUAAUGGAUGCAAACUGCUUGUGAAGAAAGACGCCAUGUGGGAUUCACUUGAUGCCGGGGAACGUAGCUACGAUAACAGUGCGAGUGGUAUUAAUUUCACGAUCAGAAAGGUGAAUCUUAUGUUUGUUUUCAUUGUAGUUGUAUGGAUAUUCUUUUUUAAUAAAUACAUGAUCCAAAACCCCGGUUUUUUGUGUUUUUUGUGUUUUAUGUUAUUAUGUUAAGUAUUGUUUACGCAAUUAUAGGCGGCCCAAGCUCACGCCUCGAGAAAAAGCCAAUGAUUAAUUCAUGAACGCGUCACGCAUUGUGUGACUCGGUGUUAAGUUACAAGAGGAACCGAUGAAAAUUUGAACACGUUACAAGGGAACGAAAUAUGGUCGAUUUACAACGAUAAAUAUUUCGAAAUAUGAACAUUUUUCUCGUAAAAUCAAUAGAGCUUACUCAUACCCUGUGUAUCCGUUGUAGUUUCUGACGAUUUCUGCCGUUUUAAGCUUGCUUUACCAUUACUGUUAUUCACGUCAUCUACUUUUAUUACGUUGGUAAAAUCGGUACAGACAUCAGACCAACCAACUCGCGCACAAAGUAAGAAGACUAUAUUGAAGGCUUGAAAUUACAUUAUGAUCGGUUUUCAUCAAGAAAUGGGCCAGGAAUAUUCCACAAUAGUGCAAAUAAUCGUGAAGGCUGAUCGCGAAAAAGCGAUUGCGAGACGCUCGGUAAGCUGUAAGAUGACAUGUUAUUUUAUACCAGACGUAAAAACUCGUCAGAUUCUCAGUCUGCGUUUUGUACCCUAUCUGCAGUCUGCAGUCUAUAUUUUGUAUCCGGUCUGCAGUCUAUAUUUUGUAUCCGGUCUGCUGUCUAUAUUUUUUGUAUCCGGUCUGCAGUCUGCUGUCCGCAUUUUGUAUUAACAGGUAUCCGUGGCACCAAUAGUUUAUUUUUGGUUACAUUUAUUCGCACAACACACAUAAUCUACAACAAAAUACCUGUGUGUGAGGUAAUUAGACAUUUUCGUUCUUUUCCGCCUUAAUACUCUUCUUUCCUUAUGUAAGAAUGUAGACUACUUACAAUGUUUCAAGUAAUCCACCUACCCUACAAAAAAUAACUCUUGCAUGCAUGGCAUGCCUGUGUUUUGAAAUAGGUGUAUGCCCUUGGCCAGACUUGAGCUCACUAUUUCAGUAUACUAGUCCGACACCCGUAGUAUCACUACACUUGAUUCCAAGGAUCCAGUACCAUCCAGUUAUCCCAGUUACCCUGCUCACAGGGUCUAGUUGCAUCUCAAAUUCCCUUGAUAACCAUAGCUUAAUUUGAAAAAAGUUGCAGUCAUGAUAGAAAGUCUCAGAGAUCAAAUUUUGGUCCGUACAUUUAUGAAACCUUUUCCAAUGAAACUAGUUUCAGGGCCUAAAGGUAAAUACUUGCUAACAAUGUUAGACAAGCUUCCCUGCCCGCCAUUACGAGACUUAAAGGUAACGGAGUUAAGAAAACAAAGCAUGUUGUGAUUAUGUAUCAUUUCCGAGGGCUCCCUCAGAAAAUUUUCGUAAUUUAUUUUAUUUUUCUUAAACGACUCUUUUAAAGAAUUUUGUUUCAAAAUUAUAUCAAAAAGUUCUAUCACGCUUUCAAAAAGUUCAAAAUACACCUAGUUGGCCGUUGUCCCUCCUCCCCGUAAAACAAUGCAAAAUAAUGCAACUUCGCCAACUUCGCACGCCAUAACGCCAUAACGCGAUGCAAUCCCCCUUUCAAAUUUUGUGUGUCAGCAGCUGAUCCUUUUAUCUUUUUGAAAAUAUGAAUAUCUUGUUAUUUUGUUACGUUUGAGUCUGCUUGGUAACCCGUUAAAAUAAUGUAUUUUACGUUUGUUUCGCAGAGCUAAAAUAAACGUCAACUUUAAUGGCCUAUAAAAAGGUAUGCCAUGUAUAUUACAAAUCAUGAUAUACAUUACCUCAAAGCUUUAUCCGUGUGGUUUCAUUCCUUUAAUUUUUUAUCGUGGCCCGCCAUAGGAAGCGCGUCAAGGUUAAAGACAGUUGGGGGUUGUUGUGACAAAAAUGCAAUGCGACCUGCUAAACAGCCAUCACAGCCUAUUUAAAGGCCUAUAAAAAGGUCUAGUAUAAAUAUUUACAAAUCAUAAUAUACAUCAUCUUAAAGCUUUAUCCUUGUAGUUUGAUACAACAAAUUUUCUUUUUUCAAAUAGGACUCGCCUAAAGCACGCUACAUUUAUCAUAACGGAUGCUGAACAAUACAAAACAAGACGAUCUAAAAUUUUGUUAGCCCGGCUUUUUAGAAGGAAAUAAGUACCGCAAUUCCAUUCGGUGACUAUCAUAGAUAUAAAUCUGUUCGACGCGACACGAGAUUAUUAUAUCAAUACUGGUCGGCUCUCUAUUGAAGCUCAUUAUGGUUCCUAAAGAUAUUAAGCUCUUGACCUUUUUUGUUACUUUCAUCUAAAUACGUGCAGGUCUCGAUGCCGAUUGAGCUGUAGGUUUGAUUCCUGACUUGGGCUCAGAAAUAUUCUGACUAAUUAAUAGCUCGGAGGAUACCUCCAAAUUUCAAUCAGUUCGUCCAGUCUACGCAAUAUUUUCGUGCUGUUUUAACUGUUGGGUUUGCAGAAACAAAAAGGCUUUGAUAUGCUAAUGUCUAAACUGACAUUGACUGACGAUGCUUGGACUGAAGAUAAUCUUAUCAGGUGCGCUAAGAAACUAAGCUUUUUCUUCUUAUGAAGGCGUUGUUUGGAAUGUGAUGUUGUUGGAGGGAACGUUUGCAAAGGAUAUUUCGAUAUCUCACCGCUUUGAUUCUCCAUCAACCCUAAUGUGGUAAAGCAGGAGUUAAACAAGCGUCAAAAACGGUACAGUUUCAAGAAUUGGAAUAAGUCUACUCAUUCUAAUAUUUGAUAGAACUGUCAUUUAUAUUGCGUUUAGGUAGGAAUUAAUCGUACCUUAUCGUCCCAAUUAAUAUAAUUUGAAUGUGAUCUUUAAAUCAGGUUGACAUUUAUGUUAUGGUCCAUGGACUACUGAGGAACAUUGAAAGCCAAAUGUUCUUCCUCAGGAUAAUUUGUCUAAGGCCAAAUCCCACAAUGAUCCAAACAAAGACACAUUUCUGAUAUUCAAACAGACAACAAAGACCGUCCAUUUCGAUGAAUCACUUGAACCCAUUGCAAUCUGAAGUCACGAAAAAAUAACCCCUCAGAAAGUAAGCGUAGCACGGAAAUUUCCUUAUUCCUGUAUACUCCGAUAUGAUAAUCUGCACGUUGACGUCUCCAAACUGUUUUCCUUUGUUUAGUUCACGCGGAACCUUGGAUGAAGCUUGGGAUAUUGCCAACAGAGGCCGACCCUCAAUAACCUGUUAAUUGUCACGGUAUGAAAGAGGCCUGUCAUCUGAACAAGGCGCUUUCAUCCUUUAUCAGGCAGGAAAAAUUUCCUGACAAGGGCUUCUCAAGCGCAGUUGCACGCACACGCAUUCCAGUGUCAGUCGCGCUUGCGCGAUGAAAUCUAUAUUGCAGUUAAAAACAGACACAUUCAACAGAAGUAUAUCAUUACAACUCCAUAGCGGAUUAAAUGUGAACCUCAAAAAUUGAGGUUGUUAAGUAUUCAUAUAUUCAGGCUAUUGUUCUUUCUCAUUACUUAUUCAUUCCGAUGAGUUUGCCGACAUGCCGGCAUGCUUCCGAAGAUCGUGAAGAGCGCAACUUCUCUGAUGUAGGUGAGAUAUUUUUCUUUUGUUAACAGAUGAAAUAAACUCUCCCGGGAAUCUGCUUGAUUGAUGUCUAAUAAUUGCUACGCAUUCCGGUGUGUUGGGCAACAUGUCAAAGACAUCAACCUCGGAUCAAACCCAAGCACUUAUCAGCUUACAUGUCUUUUCAAGUAGAAGUAAACAUUGCAUGCACGGUCAGAUCACAACAAGUUCAUUCGAACAAGACGAAAGUUGUGAAAGAAAGAACCGCCAGCGCGCGAACACGAGCACUAUUUAUGACACGCAAUAUUUACAUAAUAAAGAAGUAGUUUAAUUCAUGUGCACUCAUUCGGAUCAAAAAAAACGAUCGGCGCUCGAAAUGAUAAACUAUUUUCGCUUUUGCGGCUAAACUUCAGAAUACCCCGCAACUCAUUUCCGCCUCACUUACAUGUGUCGGGAGGCUUUGAAGAUCGAGGCAUAACACAAUAGACGCUAUUCUUAUUCAAUGACAUGUAAAUGAGUUGCGGGGUAUUCUGAAGUUGCUCCGCUUUUGCUCUUCGCAGUGAUUACAACAACUCGUCCAAGAUCCAUUUUUAAAUCUUUUGCGACGCUCUUUAAUCCUAAAAACAUAUUAAGGCUAAAAAUACACCGUGAAUAGAAAAUAAAUCCAUUCAAAUGAUUGCAGUUUAUCGAUCUCGAGUUCAUUCAUCUCAAGACAAUGUAAACAAAAGGAUACAAGAUCACAAGUCUGUUCGCGCAAGGUAGCUUAAUUACACUAUUGUCCAAGUCUUUUGAAGUACCUUCCGCACUUCCUUUGGUCUUCUUCCGAAAUAUCUCACCUUUUUCGAAACGAAUAAAACCGAAAUCAUUCGACACGUUUUCGGCAGCCACCGAAAGCAAUGCCCAAAGGAAUAAACCGAGCCUUCGAUGUAAAAAAUCCAGCGGUGUCACCCAUUUCAGUAAGUCACAAUUAAUCCGGGCUGGAGUUGUAAUGAUUAUUUACGAGCAAAACGAGCCGCACACUUCGUGCAACAUAAUCAUGAGCUCGAAACCUUACCGUGUUGGUCAAUGGAUUCCUUCUGACCAGAAAGUUCUUGACAAAUGGUUAGACAACUUGAUCACAGAAGUCAAAAGUAAAUCCAAAGAUAAGUUGGCGUCAUUGAUGGCUCUUCAUCCGCCGGCUGAAGAUGAAGAGACGGCUAGAGGUGGAAAUCAGCUAGCAGUUGCUCACGGUACAGAGGAAGACCUCUCUCUCCAUCCGCCGGUUCAAGAAUUAUUGAAAGCUAUCAUCUCCGACCCCGAGAUCAACAUGUUUUUCCAUCAGAUGUUCUCGCAACAGCACAAGAAUCCAGAUAGUUCGAAAGGGACGAGGAUCCAUUGCUGGCAACAGAUGAUUAUUUUAAUCGACCACAUCAUGACAACAGCUCCAGAGUACAACAAAACUGGUUUGGUUGGCUUCCCCAUUAAUGUAAUCCUGAACUGGCCGAUGGCCACGACUGCUGGAUUUGCUGCUUUCCUCAACGAUAAAGUCAACACGUUGUUCAAAAGUAUUCUCAACUAUUGGGGAAAGUUUCUUUCCAGUUCUGCCUCUUGUUACGUGUUGACUGAUGAUCCUCGUCAUGGUUGGUUUGGUGAAGACGCAAUGCAAGCAAUGCCAGACUUCGACAAAGAUUUCAAAUGCAAGCCUAAUAAAAAACAUCAUGGUUUUACAUCAUGGGAUGAUUUCUUCACCAGAGAGUUUCGUGAUAACCGUCGUCCAGUAGCAUCUCCGGACGACGAUUCCAUUGUUGCGAAUGCUUGUGAGUCGGCGCCAUAUCAAAUCUCUGAAGCCGUGAAAAAGAGGGACUUCUUCUGGAUAAAGCACCAACGAUACUCAAUGGACUUCAUCCUAAACAUGAGUGACCUUGCCAAGCAAUUUCAUGGUGGAACCGUCUACCAAGCGUUCCUAAGUGCCACUAGUUAUCACCGAUGGCACUGUCCUGUGUCGGGCACUAUUUACAGGACAGAACUCAUAGAUGGUUCUUAUUAUUCUGCGACCCACAACAUCCAGGAUGACCCUGCAUCGCCCAACAUGUCACAAGGAUACCUAGCCCAAGUAGCUGCCAGAGGUAUUAUCUACAUUCAAGCUGACAAUCCCGACAUUGGCUUGAUGUGCUUCGUAUCAAUCGGUAUGUCAGAAGUGUCCUCCAACGAAAUCACCGUUAAAGAAAAGGAUAAAGUGAAGAAAGGUGACCAGCUCGGCAUGUUUCACUACGGUGGCUCCACGCAUCUACUGAUAUUCCGCCCAGAAGUAAAUGUCCUGUUUGAUACGAGAAAUCAAACGCCAGGUCUGGGUGCCGAAAAUAUUCCAGUUAAGUCGAAAAUUGCGACCGUACGUCCAGCAACACGUACGUCC